This is a messenger RNA of Halichondria panicea, 1105 nucleotides long. Its product is annotated as PHD finger protein 14-like. The transcript is spliced from 8 exons. Lineage: Eukaryota; Metazoa; Porifera; Demospongiae; Suberitida; Halichondriidae. Gene Ontology annotation, cellular component: cytosol; nucleus. Gene Ontology annotation, biological process: protein deubiquitination. Gene Ontology annotation, molecular function: cysteine-type deubiquitinase activity. The record is from RefSeq and is a predicted model, not a curated record. Bases 1 to 951 code for a protein of 316 amino acids.
AUGGCUGAGUUAGUGGCUCAUAGUAUGGCUUCAUCGUUUGGAGGAGGCUUGCACAACAUGGGCAAUACAUGCUUUGCAAACUCUGUACUUCAGGGUAUGUUUUAUACAUCUCGUAUACAGAAGGUAUUGUGUGAUGAACGAGUACCACAUGGUAAGGAGAAUAUUAAUAAUGCACAUUCAAUUGUUCAUGUAAAAUUUGUAACAGAACAUAGUCAGGGAAGUGAACAGUUAUGCAUGGUGUGCACACUUAAAAGCCUGUACGACGAAUGUCAGACGAGAUCCCAAGUUCAUCCCUCUGGCAUAUACUCUCAGCUGAAAAGUAAUCAAGAAGAUGCUCACGAGUUCAUGUUGGCAAUUCUUGACAGAAUAAACAGCCACCUAGUUGUAGACGAGAACAUGACUCAGUCAGCAAUGGAUAAAGUAAUGGCAACUCUCUUAUCGACCACUGUUAAAUGCAGUGAGUGUGAGCAAGUUUCCACUACAUCUAUGGUUUCUAGCCACAUUCUAAUUAGUACAAAGGUACACAAUGUAGGAAAUGAGUGUAUCUCACAAGAAUUGAUACUACUGUGCUGCAAGGAUGUACCUACACUGCAUAGGGUAUGUAAUGGUGGUAAGUACGUUCAAGAAUCUGAGAUAAAGGGUAACUUGCCUGAUGAAGUGGUGGACGAAGAUUUGAUCAGUAUCCAAUCUUACUUCUCUAAGAAACUCCUGGAUAAAAAAGUUCAAGCAAAGAGAACAGAAUGGAAAUGUGGAGCCAUUACGUCAAAGUGGAACAUGGUUAUGUGUGAUUCAUGUUUUGUCUGGUAUCAUUGGUCUUGCACUGACAUUGAAGUAGAGAAGAAUACUCCUUCAGAAGAUACAGAUUGGUACUGCAGGAACUGUGAAAAUUAUAAUAAUAAAUUUUAUUUAAUAUUAAUUUUUGUAGACUACUUUUUACUAUCUAUUCCAUAGCCCUCCAUCUUCUUACCUUCUUCACAGUCCACAGUAAACUAUAUAGAGUAGUGUAGAUGAGCUAGUCCACAGGAGUCUACUAGUACAGUCUCAGAAGAAGAAGAAGAAUUCAAAUAGGAGCCCUGACACGUACACUGUGGAAACCGCGCUGAGU